Tachyglossus aculeatus (Australian echidna) is the source of this 904-nucleotide messenger RNA. It is a transcript of the gene RAB15, whose product is annotated as RAB15, member RAS oncogene family. The transcript has 7 exons. Gene Ontology annotation, molecular function: GTPase activity; GTP binding. The record is from RefSeq and is a predicted model, not a curated record. Lineage: Eukaryota; Metazoa; Chordata; Mammalia; Monotremata; Tachyglossidae. Bases 174 to 812 code for a protein of 212 amino acids. Gene Ontology annotation, biological process: Rab protein signal transduction.
GGCAGGGCCCGGGGCCAGCCGGGGCCAGCCGGGGCCAGCCGCUGGGCAGGGCCCGGGGCCGCGAUGGCUGCGGCGGGAGCGGAGCGGGGCUGAGCCCGGACAGGGCAGGAGCGGACAGGGGCAGGGCAGGGCCGGGCCGGGCAGGAGGGAGGACAGGCCCGGGCCUCCCCGCCAUGGCGAAGCAAUACGACGUGCUGUUCCGGCUGCUGCUGAUCGGGGACUCCGGCGUGGGCAAAACGUGCCUGCUCUGCCGCUUCACCGACAACGAGUUCCACCCGUCGCACAUCUCCACCAUCGGAGUCGACUUCAAGAUGAAGACCAUAGAGGUAGACGGCAUUAAAGUCCGGAUCCAGAUUUGGGAUACCGCAGGGCAGGAGCGAUACCAGACAAUCACCAAGCAGUACUACAGGCGGGCACAGGGCAUAUUUUUAGUUUAUGACAUCUCCAGUGAACGAUCCUACCAGCACAUCAUGAAGUGGGUCAGCGACGUAGAUGAGUACGCGCCUGACGGAGUCCAGAAGAUCCUCAUAGGGAACAAAGCCGACGAAGAGCAGAAGAGGCAAGUGGGAAGAGAUCAAGGGCAGCAGCUGGCUAAGGAAUAUGGCAUGGACUUCUACGAAACAAGUGCCUGCACCAACUUCAAUAUUAAGGAGUCUUUCACUCGGCUGACUGAGCUGGUGCUGCAGGCCCACAAGAAGGAGCUGGACAGUCUCCGCACCUUCGCCAGCGAGGAGCUCCCCUUGGCCGAGCUGGAGGAAGACGAGGGCAGACCGGAAGGCACGGGGCACUCUCCGAAGACCUGCUGGUGCUGAGGGAUCUGCACGGGACACCUGUACCGGUGCCACUCUUCCUCCUCUUCUUCCUCCUUCUCUCCUCCUCCUCCUCCUCCUCCUCUGUGGUGGCA